Molecule: messenger RNA, 918 nt
Organism: Kuraishia capsulata CBS 1993
Lineage: Eukaryota; Fungi; Ascomycota; Pichiomycetes; Pichiales; Pichiaceae
Exons: 2
Coding region: 1-918 (305 amino acids)
Biological process (GO): translational initiation
Cellular component (GO): eukaryotic translation initiation factor 2B complex
Molecular function (GO): guanyl-nucleotide exchange factor activity; translation initiation factor activity
Source: RefSeq, a predicted model, not a curated record
AUGGCGGGGAACUUUGACAUAAAAGAAACAUACCUCCGGUUUCUGAAGGAAGACCCGGAGAUAACCAUGCCGAUUGCAGCUAUCGAAUCACUGGUGACUCUUUUAAAGGUCAAACAACCAGCCACAUCAGCAGAGCUCAUGCAGCUAAUCUCGGGAGCCACCACGGAACUGAAGAACUCCAUCCCAAACGCAAUCUCGCUGUCUGCUGGCUGUGAUCUGUUCACAAGAUUCGUGCUGAGAAACACACAUUUAUACUCGGAUUGGGAGGCGUGCAGGAUACAUUUGACGGAAAACGGUCAGCUCUUUGUGAAGAGAGCCAAGGAGAGCCGUCAGAAAAUAGCCACGAUCGGAUUGCCUUUCAUCAGGGACGAUGAUAUAGUGCUUGUACAUUCAUAUUCGCGUGUGGUUUUAAAUCUACUAACCCAUGCUGCCUCGAAAUUCAUAAGGUUCAGAGUUUACUGCACCGAGGCCCGUCCUGUUCCAGACAGUGAACGCAGAAGCAUGGUGGACGAGCUAAGGGCCAACGGCAUACCGGUUGCCAUGAUCCAUGACUCUCAGGUUGGCUACGUCAUAGACAAGGUGGACAAGGUGUUUGUGGGUGCUGAGGGUGUCUCGGAGAGUGGAGGCAUCAUCAACCACAUUGGGUCGUACCAGGUUGGUGUGUUGGCCAAGAACUCCAACAAACCGUUCUACGUGGUUGCUGAAAGUCACAAGUUUGUGAGAUUGUUUCCAUUGGGACCUGAUGAUCUCCCCGCAAACAAAAAUCCUAUCGAAUUUACCACGCAGGAUGAAGAUAUCAAUGUUGAGCACCACGUCGACUUUACUCCUCACGAGUAUAUCACUGCCUUGAUCACGGAUCUAGGUGUCCUCACGCCCAGUGCUGUUUCCGAGGAAUUGAUCAAGAUGUGGUAUGAUUGA